AUGGGGGCAAGGGGGCAGAGCAGCCUCAGGAGUUCCAUGCUGUUGGGGGGUCGUGGUGCCAGCUGUGGGCAGGGCUGGCAGGGUGCCCUGGUGCUGACCCUUGCCUGCUGCUGCAGGUGUGGCACCAGCUCGGUGGAUCCUGUGGCCGCGAACCGCCUCAGCUUCAUGCGGAACCGCUGCAGGAACGGCCUCGGCACGGCGAAGGAAGGCGAACCCCACUACGUGGUGGUGCACUGCACAGGCUACAUCAAGGCCUGGCCUCCUGCAGGAGUUUCACUGCCUGAUGAUGAUCCAGAUGCUGGCCAAGGCAGCAAGUUUUGCCUCGUGGCUAUUGGCAGGCUUCAGGUCACCAGCUCCCCCAACUGCACAGACAUGAACAACGUUUGCCAGCCCACGGAGUUCAUCUCCAGGCACAACACUGAGGGCAUCUUCACCUUCAUCGACCACCGCUGCGUGGCCACCGUCGGCUACCAGCCCCAGGAGCUGCUGGGGAAGGACAUUGUGGAUUUCUGUCACCCUGAGGACCAGCAGCUGCUUCGAGACAGCUUCCAGCAGGUGGUGAAGCUAAAGGGCCAGGUCCUGUCGGUCAUGUUCCGCUUCCGCUCCAAGAGCAGGGAAUGGCUGUGGAUGAGGACCAGCUCCUUCACCUUCCAGAACCCCUACUCAGAUGAGAUUGAGUACAUCAUCUGCACCAACACCAAUGUCAAGAACUCCAGCCAGGAGUCUCGAUCUGCCCUCUCCAACUCCAUGCAGAGGCCCCAGCUGGGGCAAAGUGUGAGCCUGCCCCUGGAGAUGGGCACAGCCCAGCUGCCCUCAAGGCAGCAGCAGCCCCAGCAGCAGCCAGAGCUGGAAGUGGUGCCAGGGAGGGAGAGCCUGGCUGGCUACGACCACUCACAGGUUCCUGUGCAGCCUGUGCCAGCUGCUGGCCCUGAGCACAGCAAGGGCCUGGAGAAGGCUGAGGGCAUCUUCAGCCAGGAGCGGGAGCCUCGCUACCCAGAGAUGUACCCUGGCAUCAGCACAGAGCAGAGCAAAGCCCUCCCUGCCAGCUCCGUGCCCGCGGCUCAGCCUCUCUUCCCGCAAGGAAACAGCUUCACCCCUGCGCGGCCUGCAGAGGGCUUCAGGGGCAGCAGCAUGGUGCCAGCUGUGAACAUCCUCCAGCAGCAGCAGCAGCAGCAGCCCUCGGCAGCAGGUCGCAUCCUGGCACAGCUCUCUCGCCACCCCAGCCCGGCCCAGGUCAGCAGCAGCAGCUGGGCCCCGGGGGCACGGCCAAGCUUCACCCCCCAGGUGCCAGCCCAGACGGUGAAGCCUCGGCCUCCUGCCUUCAGCAUGGGCACCUUCCAGGCCUCCUCUUCCUCCUCCUUCAGCCCCAUGGCAGCUCCUGGCUCCACAGCUUCUCCCACAGGGACUCCCUACCCCAACCUGGCCAACCGUGGCCCAGGCUUCACUGCAGAGGCCUCGCAGCCGCCGGCCGCGUUCCCGCCGCGGGCAGCCGAAGGGGUGGGGCUGUGGCCGCAGUGGCAGGGGCAGCACCACGGCGCCGAGGAGCAGGUCCCGCAGGCACCCCCGGGCCAGCCGGAGGUCUUCUCGGACAUGCUGACCAUGCUGGGGGAGCAAGGCCCCAACUACAACAACGAAGAGUUCCCAGAGCUCAACAUCUUCCCUUCCUUCUCGGAGUGAGCAGCCCCAGGGCCGUGGUGAGCAGCUCCAGGGCCGUGGUGAGCAGCUCCAGGGCCGUGGUGAGCAGCUCCAGGGCCGUGGUGAGCAGCUC
Molecule: messenger RNA, 1768 nt
Organism: Pogoniulus pusillus (Red-fronted tinkerbird)
Lineage: Eukaryota; Metazoa; Chordata; Aves; Piciformes; Lybiidae
Gene: ARNT
Product: aryl hydrocarbon receptor nuclear translocator
Exons: 15
Coding region: 1-1677 (558 amino acids)
Biological process (GO): regulation of transcription by RNA polymerase II
Cellular component (GO): cytoplasm; transcription regulator complex; nucleus
Molecular function (GO): RNA polymerase II cis-regulatory region sequence-specific DNA binding; DNA-binding transcription factor activity, RNA polymerase II-specific
Source: RefSeq, a predicted model, not a curated record